ACAUGUUCCAUAAACAACCAAGAACACAAACGAAGAAAAGAAAAAGACAGGUUUCUAUUUGUUUUCUUUAAGAUUGUGACGACUAUGGCUAGCGACGGGAGCGAGGAGUUCAGGCUAGUGUCACCGGCCUUCAGCAACGAGGGGAAGUUACCACGGAACUACACGGAGGAGGGGCAAGGGGCAAAGAAGAAUAUAUCCCCACCGUUGGAGUGGUACAACCUGCCGCCGGGAACGCAGACCCUGGCGCUGGUCGUGGAGGACAUUGACGCGCCUGACCCCGAGGGACCCAUUGUGCCGUGGACUCACUGGGUAGUGGCCAACAUUCCGGCGACGGUGAAGGGGCUGCCGGAAGGGUUCUCCGGGAAGGAGAUGGGUGGGGAGUACGCAGGGAUCAAAGAAGGGAACAAUGACUUGAAGGUGCCAGGUUGGUGUUGCCCUAAGUUGCCCACGCAUGGUCACAGAACCCAGUUUAAGCUUUACGCUUUGGAUACACAGCUUCACCUUGGGAACAAGGUGACGAAGGAGAAGCUAUUGGAAGAUGCCAUACAAGGACAUGUUCUGGGAGAAGCAACUUUGAUGGCUAUAUUCUAAUAUGUAAUUUGUGGGUGAACUGUCUUUAGCUAAUAUGUGUACAUUUUGAAAUGUGACGUUAGCGAGAUAA
Vigna umbellata (rice bean) is the source of this 661-nucleotide messenger RNA. RefSeq names its product PEBP (phosphatidylethanolamine-binding protein) family protein. Lineage: Eukaryota; Viridiplantae; Streptophyta; Magnoliopsida; Fabales; Fabaceae. The record is from RefSeq and is a predicted model, not a curated record.